This is a messenger RNA of Cuscuta epithymum, 2035 nucleotides long. The record is from the annotation of a GenBank genome assembly. NCBI's taxonomy places the organism in Eukaryota, Viridiplantae, Streptophyta, Magnoliopsida, Solanales, Convolvulaceae.
UUCUCCAAUAACACGCUCAAUGCGAUAGCAUCGGCCCUUGUACCGAUCAAGGCUGGUAAGUCCAUCGGUCCACACGGUUGUCCAUGUUCCAGUAGAAGAUUCCCGCAGCUACCGCGGCCCCCGCUUCUUCAGGGGGAACUCCGGGCUGAGGAGUGACUCGAAAUGCUGCCAAGAUAUCAGUAUCUUUGGUUUCGUAAUGAGGAGUAUAAUAAGUCAAUUUGUAAUCUUUCACACCGGCUUUGAAUCCAACACGUGCUUUAGUCUCUGUUUGUGGUGACAUAUAUUCCUCCUUAUAACUCAUAAAUUCAUAAUUCUGACAACAAAACGAUCUACUCGACCUAAAUUAUGCGUGAAUUUUUGCUUUUGGUCGGAAUCGUUCACAAAAUUCCCCCCCGAGUACUCAAUAUUAUCUAUUAUCAACUAAAUCCUAAUUUUUUAUUUUUAAACUAAAAGCAUUUGAGUCAUUUUUCAAAUGCAUCAAUAUUGUAUACUCUUUUGUAUAUCUAGUGCAACCCAGUUUUUCAAUUUCACUUUUUUUACACUACCUCUCUAACUUAAUAAAAAAAUUAAAAAAACUAAUGGGAUAGAAAUAAAAAAUUCUAAUGAAAUACUUUCCCCAAUAUUUUUAUUCCUCCACUUUAAAAUGAUUUACCUAUUUUAGUUCCUUCAUUCGACAAAAAUUAAAUUGAUUGGAUACUGGAUAAUAUCUGGAUAAUAUAAAAAAAGACAGCGAGAAUCCCCCCUUUUUUUCUUAUUACAUUUAUUGAAUUAAUCUUGCGCUUGCGGACAGUUAUUUGUAAUUUGAAAAGUUUUGUAAAUUUUUUUUUUAUGGGAAGCACUCCUACGACUUAUGGUUCUGAGGUUUCCUCAAUUGAAAAAAAAAAUAUAGGACAUAUCGUCCAAAUAAUUGGUCCGGUACUAGAUGUAGCUUUUCGCCCUGGCAAGAUGCCUUAUAUUUAUAAUGCUCUAGUAGUUCAAGGGCAAGCCAGUAAACAAAUGAACGUGACUUGUGAGGUUCAGCAAUUAUUGGGAAAUAAUCGAGUUCGAGCUGUAGCUAUGAGUGAUACAGAUGGUCUAAUGAGAGGGAUGGAAGUGAUUGAUACGGGAGCUCCUAUAAGUGUCCCGGUCGGUGGAUCAACUCUGGGACGAAUUUUCAACGUGCUCGGAGAACCUGUUGAUAAUUUAGGGGCCUGUCGAUACUAAUAAAAAAUCUCCUAUUCAUAGAUCUGCGCCCCGCCUUUAUACAGUUAGAUACAAAAUUAUCGAUUUUUGAAACAGGAAUUAAAGUAGUAGAUCUUUUAGCCCCCCUAUCGCUGUGGAGGAAAAAAUCGGACUAUUUCGGGGGAGCUGGAGUGGGGAAAACAGUACUCAUUAUGGAAUUAAUUAACAAUAUUGCCAAAGCGCACGGAGGAGUAUCCGUAUUGUGGCGGAGUGGGUGAACGUACUCGCGAAGGAAAUGAUCUUUAUGUGGAAAUGAAAGAAUCCGGAGUAAUUAAUGACCAAAAUAUUGCAGAAUCAAAAGUGGCCCUAGUUUACGGUCAGAUGAAUGAACCACCAGGAGCUCGUAUGAGAGUUGGUUUGACUGCCCUAACUAUGGCGGAAUAUUUCCGAGAUGUUAAUGGGCAAGAUGUACUUCUAUUUAUUGAUAAUAUAUUUCGUUUCGUUCAAGCGGGAUCAGAAGUAUCCGCCUUACUGGGUAGAAUGCCUUCUGCUGUAGGUUAUCAACCGACCUUGAGUACAGAAAUGGGGUUCUUUGCAAGAAAGAAUUACUUCCACCAAAGAGGGUUCCAUAACCUCGAUACAAGCAGUUUAUGUACCUGCAGAUGAUUUGACUGAUCCUGCCCCUGCUACGACAUUUGCACAUUUAGAUGCAACUACCGUACUCUCAAGAGGUUUAGCUGCUAAAGGUAUCUAUCCAGCAGUUGAUCCUUUAGAUUCAACGUCAAUGAUGCUGCAACCUCGGAUCGUUGGUGAGGAACAUUAUGAAACUGCGCAACGAGUCAAGCAAACUUUACAACGUUAUAAAGAACUUCAG